Molecule: messenger RNA, 936 nt
Organism: Papaver somniferum (opium poppy)
Lineage: Eukaryota; Viridiplantae; Streptophyta; Magnoliopsida; Ranunculales; Papaveraceae
Exons: 5
Coding region: 214-720 (168 amino acids)
Source: RefSeq, a predicted model, not a curated record
CUUUCUUUAGUUUUUUCUCUGUAUUUAUUAAUUAAGUUCCUUAUAUAACCUCACAUUAGGUUUUGACUUUAUAAUAAAAACAGAGCUAUCAUCCGGAUCAAAAUUUUCUCACAUGGAUAAAAGAAACAAGAUCAAACCUAUUGAAACAAAAGAGUAUCCAAAAGUGAAAGUGAGGAUGAUGAUUUCUGCUCACAUAAGGAGAAGAAUUGCUUAAUGUUGCUGAAAGUUUUUGAAACUCUCUCAUUACAAGUUCAAGCUUCACCUGGAAAAGAACUAGAAAACGAUAUUCCCCCAUCAGUUGCAAGGGUUCCGAAGUUAUACAGCCCAGUCUUAGCAGCUCCAUCAACUUCUUCUUCUAAAGCAGGGGAACAGAAGCAUGAGAAACAAAUAGAGGAAGAUACCAAAAGCAACAAUGAGGCAAGUUCAGUUCUACGGCCUCGUGCUGUCUUAUCUAGUCCAGAUAAUGAUGGCAUGAUCGGACAUAUCAACCGGUUAUCCAGAGUGCUACCAUCAGUUAUGAAAAAGAAAGAUCUGGGCGAAAAAACUUGUGUGCCAGGUAAGGUUAAUCCGAGGUGCGUGAAGGCUAAAAGUCCCGUAAACACGAGACGGAAGUCCAAGGAGACUUCUGAAACUAAGGUUUUCUUGAACAUAACAAGAAGUCCAGACUUAACUGCUCCAAAGCAGAAAUCUGGUCCUAGAAAAGUGAAGGCAAGUUCCUGACAGUAGCCCAGACUUAACUGCUCCAAAGCAGAAAUCUGGUCCUAGAAAAGUGAAGGCAAGUUCCCGACAGUUUUUGUUAUUACUGAUAGGUGCUUGUUUUCUCUUGCAUACUCUGUGAUAUAUACUAGAAAGGGGCGUUUUCCUUUUUAUGAUUUGUAACAGAACAUCAUUGUGCUGUUAGACAUGGAAAACUCUCUACAUCCGAGUUAUAUGGUA